AGCAGGCAGGGCUAUUUAGUCAAUACUGACCCAGAACAGGGACAGAACUGUGCCUUGCAGACCCUGAGGCUUUCCAUUGGUGCUGCUGGUCCUUGUGGGAAAUCAGCUCAAGAGAAAUUAUAUCCCCAGUGAAGAAGCCCAGAUUUUACCCUUGUUGCCUCAUCUCAGCUUUCUUCUGGAUGCUUGAUCGACUCUCCCAAACUUGCUGUUUUUUAGUCUCAUUGCCUGUGGCCACUAACUUCAUAUCCAGAGCAUGAUGCUGGAUGGCCAAGCAUCUGUGGAAGCUCAGUGUGCAGAGGAGGACCCAGGACCUGGAGUCUUCAGAGCAGAGCUGGAAGACCCACUACAGAGGCCCAAGGCCCAUCAGCAACCCACCCCUCAGGCCAGACGCUGGUGCUCAGGGUGGCGUGGCUGUGCGGUGCUUGGAGCCCUGGGAUUGCUGGCUGGUGCGAGUGUCGGCUCCUGGCUCCUAGUGCUGUAUCUGUGGCCAGCUGCCUUGCAGCCCACUCCUGGGACCUUGCAGGAUGGGGAGAUGACAUUGAGCUGCUCAGAGGCCAGCAGUGAAGAAGUCCAGCUCCCCUCACUUCCCAGAACAGUAUCUUUCAGAAUAAAGCCCGAGACCUUCUUGCUGGAAGUGCAGGUGAUGCCCCAACUGGACUGGCUGCUCGCCUGCCAUGAGGGCUGGAGCUCUGCCCUGGGGGUACAGAUCUGCCAGAGCCUUGGGCAUCUCAGCCUCACUCACCACAAGGGAGUGAAUCUGUCUGACAUCAAGCUCAGCAGUUCCCAGGAGUUUGCUCAGCUGUCUUCCGGACCAGGAGGCCUCCCCAAGGAGGUGUGGCAGCCCAGGGACAGCUGCACUUCUGGCCGAAUCGUCUCCCUCAAAUGCUCUGCACUUCUGUUUGCAGAGUGUGGGGCGAGGCCCCUGGCUUCCCGAAUAGUCGGCGGACAGGCCGUGGCUCCUGGGCGCUGGCCGUGGCAGGCCAGUGUGGUCCUGGGCUUCCGACACACAUGUGGGGGCUCCGUGCUGGGUCCCCACUGGGUAGUGACCGCUGCACACUGCAUGCAUAGUUUCAGGCUGGCCCGCCUGUCCAGCUGGCGGGUUCAUGCAGGACUGGUCAGUCACAGUGCCAUCAGGCCACACCAGGGAGCUAUGGUGGAGCGGAUCAUCCCCCACCCCCUCUACAAUGCCCAGAAUCAUGACUACGAUGUCGCCCUCCUGCGACUUCGGACACCACUCAACUUUUCCGACACCGUGGGUGCAGUGUGCCUGCCAGCCAAGGAUCAGGAAUUUCCCAGGGGCCUGCGGUGCUGGGUGUCUGGCUGGGGCCACACAGACCCUGGCCACACAGCCCACAGCUCGGACACGCUCCAGGACACAGUGGUGCCCCUGCUCAGCUCCCAGCACUGCAACAGCUCUUGCAUGUACAGCGGGGCCCUCACCCCCCGCAUGCUGUGUGCGGGCUACCUGGACGGGAGGGCUGAUGCAUGCCAGGGGGAUAGCGGGGGCCCCCUGGUGUGCGCUGACGGGGACAUAUGGCGUUUGGUGGGGGUGGUCAGCUGGGGUCAUGGCUGUGCAGAACCCAAUCACCCCGGCAUCUACGCCAAGGUAGCUGAGUUCCUGGAUUGGAUCCACAGCACAGCACAGGUUCACUAGAUGGCGAAGAGCAGCAGAAGGCACGGAUCUGUUGGUGCCCAGGCCACCUACAGCCCCCACCCUUGGGCCCUGGAACUCCUCACCACAGCCUCCAUUUGAGUCCCUGUUUCUCAUCCAUGAUCCGCAGUGACAGGAGAGCGGUGGGGGCUGUGUUGGGAGGUUGGGGUGCUGAGAGAGAUGGGGGAGAAGCUGGAGGGAAGAGGCCUCUGGGAACCUACCCUCUGCCCCCUCCUUCCCUAGCACCCACCUGUGUGCAUCUUUUGAGAGGGUGAUCAGGGCCGCCCCAUCCUGCCUGCCCCUUGGAGGGUGAAUACCUCUGGAAGAGCCCCAAGCUAUGAAGCUUCUGGGCAGCCCAGAGUAAGCCUGUGAGGUUAGGAUCCUCCCUUCUCACUUGGUCUCACCUACUUCCUGUUCCCACCUGGCUCUGGCUGACCUGCUGGGGUUGGUGGGAGCACUGUGACAAUACUUGGUUGGCAUUGGAAGAGGGUAUUGGUUUUUAAAAAGACAACUCUGCGAACCAG
Messenger RNA from Condylura cristata (star-nosed mole), 2175 nucleotides. RefSeq names its product transmembrane protease, serine 5 (gene TMPRSS5). Gene Ontology annotation, molecular function: serine-type endopeptidase activity. Gene Ontology annotation, biological process: proteolysis. Gene Ontology annotation, cellular component: plasma membrane. Bases 254 to 1654 code for a protein of 466 amino acids. The transcript has 14 exons. The record is from RefSeq and is a predicted model, not a curated record. NCBI's taxonomy places the organism in Eukaryota, Metazoa, Chordata, Mammalia, Eulipotyphla, Talpidae.